UCUGUAGCCCGCGAUAAAAAGGGGCACUUAUCGCUUUCGUGUGUCUUUUUCAGGGGACAGUCAUUGAUGGCGUUGCUUUUGAAAAGAUUCCGUGCUUGUGAAAUGACAUUUUUACCCUUGUUUCCUCCCUCAAUUGCGAAAAUCCAUCUUUCCCUCCUUUUCCUAACCACUCUCUUCUCAUUCGCCCUUUUCCCGCCCUCAGAUGCCUUAACGGUCGAAACCCAAGCGCUACUCCAAUUCAAAAAUCAGUUAAAGGAUCCUUUGAAUUCCAUGCAAAACUGGAAAGCCUCAGAAUCCCCCUGCAGUUUCUCAGGCAUCUCUUGCGAUCCGGUUUCUGGUGAAGUCACCGGAAUCUCCCUUAAGAACCAGUCCCUUUCAGGCGAGAUAUCCCCUUCCCUCUCUGACCUCCGGAGCCUACAGUCCCUCGUCCUCUUGUCGAAUUCCAUUUCCGGCAAUUUUCCUCUCCCGUUGGUUAAUUGCAGUAAUCUGCGAUUUUUAGAUCUCUCUGAUAACAAUCUUACAGGCCAUUUGCCGGAUCUUUCGGUAUUGAGAAACUUACAAGAACUUGACUUAUCGAAAAAUGCCUUCUCUGGCGAGUUCCCGAGCUGGAUUUCGAAAUUAUCUGCCUUGACUUCGCUAGGCCUUGCUUGGAAUGACUUUGAAGAGGGAGAGAUUCCAGAAAGCCUUGGAAAUUUGAAGAACCUGACAUUGAUUUAUUUGGCUAGCUGUAAUUUUCGAGGGGAGAUCCCAAACGCAAUAUUUGAAUUGAAGUUGCUCGAAACGUUAGAUUUCUCCUGCAAUAAGCUCACUGGGAAUUUCCCAAGAGCAAUUUCAAAUUUAUCGAAGCUCAGUAAGAUUGAGCUCUUUCAGAACAAUUUCACCGGAGAAAUCACACCAGAGUUUGCAAACCUUACACUUUUACACGAACUUGACAUUUCGAAAAAUCAGAUUUCAGGGAAAUUGCCUGCUGGUAUCGGUAACCUGACACAAUUGGUGGUUUUUCAAGUAUAUGAAAACUACUUUUCAGGAGAAAUCCCAAAAGGGUUUGGGAAUUUGCAGCAUCUUGAAAGCUUUUCGAUUUACAGGAACAGUUUUUCAGGGGAAUUCCCGGCGAAUUUUGGUCGGUUCUCACCGCUUGACAGUAUUGACAUAUCAGAGAACAAGUUUUCUGGUGAGUUUCCAAGAUUCUUAUGCCAAAACAAGAAGUUACGGGAGUUGCUUGCUUUGGAUAACAGCUUCUCGGGUGAAUUUCCGGACGCUUAUGCAGAAUGCAAGUCUUUGGAGAGGUUAAGGAUCAACCAGAAUCGCUUAUUUGGGCGGAUUUCAGAUGGGAUUUGGGGACUACCUAAUGCAGAUAUGAUAGAUUUCUCAGAUAAUGGUUUUGUUGGAGGAAUAUCUCCAGACAUAGGUAAUUCAGUUGUCUUGACUCAGCUGCUUUUACAGAACAACAAGUUUUCAGGUGAGCUCCCUUUGGAACUUGGAAAUCUCGCUCUGUUACAGAAACUUUCUGCUUCUAACAAUUCUUUUUAUGGUAAAAUUCCUUCUCAAAUUGGAAACUUGAAGCAGUUAUCUUCUUUGCAUCUGGAAGAAAACUCACUGACUGGAUUGAUACCAUCGGAACUCAGUGAAUGUAUGAGAUUGGUUGAGUUGGAUCUUGCGGAAAAUUCUCUUACUGGCAGCAUUCCCAAAACACUGUCCCUAUUGAGCUCUUUGAACAGUCUGAAUCUAUCGCGGAACAUGAUCUCGGGUUUGAUUCCUGAGAAUUUACAGACAUUGAAGCUAAGUUCCAUUGAUUUCUCUGAAAAUCGGUUAUCAGGAAGCGUUCCUUCUGAGCUUCUGAUGAUGGGAGGAGACCGGGCGUUUUCUGGCAACCCUGGCCUCUGUAUUAACCAAAAAAUUGGAAACCAAAGAAAUUCUGCAAUGGGUAUUUGCAGUCCUGGAAAUGCCCACAAAGGAACUGUUGAAAAAGAACUGGUUUUGAUCUGCAUCAUAUCAUCGGCUGCAAUUAUCAUUUUAGCAGGUCUGGCGCUUUUGAGUUACAGGAGUUUCAAGAUCAAUGACUAUUAUGAAGAAGAUGAUCCAGAAGCAAGCCUCAGAAAAGGUGUAAAUUGGAAACUUGAAUCUUUCCAUCACAGGGAAUUCGAUGCAGAAGAAAUAUGUAAUUUGGAGGAGGAGAAACUUAUUGGAAGUGGAAGUACAGGGAAAGUCUAUCGGUUGGAUCUGAAGAAGAGCAGGGGAAUAGUUGCUGUGAAGCAGGUGUGGAAAGGAAAUGAAGUGAAAGUUUUGACUGCAGAAAUCGACAUUUUGGGGAAGAUCAGGCAUCGGAAUAUAGUGAAGCUUUAUGCGUGCUUGACUAGAGGGGAUUUAAAUUUUCUGGUUUUAGAGUACAUGGCAAAUGGGAAUUUGUCUGAAGCCCUUCGUCGGGAAAUUGAUGGUGGGCGGCUGGAUUUGGACUGGGCACGUCGGUAUGCCAUUGCUGUGGGAGCUGCAAAGGGGAUCGCAUAUCUUCACCAUGAUUGUUCACCUGCCAUUAUUCACAGAGAUAUAAAGUCUACCAACAUUUUACUUGAUGAGGAUUAUGAAGCGAAGAUUGCAGAUUUUGGUAUUGCGAAGAUUGCAUCAGGGGGGUUGGAGUCUAGCUGUUUUGCCGGCACUCAUGGUUACAUUGCUCCUGAACUUGCCUAUUCCCUCAAGGUGACUGAAAAGAUCGAUGUCUAUAGUUUUGGGGUUGUCCUGUUAGAGCUAGUGACGGGAAGGAGUCCGGUUGAACCUGGAUAUGGAGAAGGAAAGGACUUGGUCUAUUGGGUUUCGACUCAUCUGGAUGGCCGUAAAGAUGUUGUUGAAGUUCUUGACCGCAGGUUGUCAGGGCCCGCCAGGGAAGACAUGAUCAAGGUCUUGAAGGUUGCUGUUCUAUGCACUACUAAGCUGCCAUCUCUGCGCCCUUCCAUGAGAGAGGUGGUGAAGAUGCUUCUCGACGCCGAACCUUACAUAAUCACAGCCGGAGAAAAGACAUCUGGUAAAUAUUGAUGAGAAUGUCUCACACACAUCACACAACUAGUUGUAGAUGACAAAAUCAUGCAACUAGUUGGUUUGGGGCCAACCGUGGUAUUUGUAUGGCAUCCAACACAUCCUGCAAGGUUGCCUCACUAUGAAAAUGGAAAGCCGCGAAAGUCAGGUUGAUCCAAUCAGGUGGCCCACAAACAAAAAAUAGGGCCAUUCGCAUCAUUAUGCUUGAUAAAAGGAAUGAGGGGAUCUCCAAUAGAAAAUAUUGGAAAGGAAAAAUGCUUGGAAGAUGAAUAUGUUCCCAUGCAUUAUUUAGAAAUUCUUGAUGGUAUCAAGCUCAAACAACCUGCCUAUCGUAUGUAUCAGCUACGUCUCAAGGAUAACCACCCAAAAAUUCACGUGGGCCCCACCUGACUAUUUGAUCAACCUGAUUCUUGGGGCAUCCCAUUUUCAAGAUGGGGCAACUGUGGCCGAUGGGUUGGAGGUCAUGCAUGCAUGAUGGUGGGCCCCACACCCAACUAGUUGCAUGAUUUUCUCAUCUACAAUUA
Molecule: messenger RNA, 3551 nt
Organism: Magnolia sinica
Lineage: Eukaryota; Viridiplantae; Streptophyta; Magnoliopsida; Magnoliales; Magnoliaceae
Product: receptor protein-tyrosine kinase CEPR2-like
Exons: 2
Coding region: 67-3027 (986 amino acids)
Biological process (GO): protein phosphorylation; hormone-mediated signaling pathway
Cellular component (GO): plasma membrane
Molecular function (GO): ATP binding; protein kinase activity; protein binding
Source: RefSeq, a predicted model, not a curated record